Messenger RNA from Necator americanus (New World hookworm), 363 nucleotides. RefSeq lists its product as uncharacterized. Gene Ontology annotation, molecular function: nucleic acid binding. The record is from RefSeq and is a predicted model, not a curated record. Gene Ontology annotation, biological process: DNA integration. Bases 1 to 363 code for a protein of 120 amino acids. NCBI's taxonomy places the organism in Eukaryota, Metazoa, Nematoda, Chromadorea, Rhabditida, Ancylostomatidae. The transcript has a single exon.
AUGAAGAUGCUCGCCCGAGGAUAUGUGUACUGGACGAUCAUCAACAGGGACAUUGAAGAAGCUGUACGCCACUGUCGUAACUGUCACGAAGCUGCGAAGAUGCCAAAAAAGACAGUUUUCAAUUCUUGGACCACUGAGAAGAAACCGUGGGACAGAAUUCAUAUCGACUAUGUGGGACCACUGAAUGGUAGGAUGUACCUUGUGGUAGUUGAUGCGUAUUCGAAGUGGCCAGAAGUCUUUGAGAUGUCGUCGUCGUCAACCACUGCAACGUUGAGAGAACUCAGAAUGCUGUUCGCACGAUUCGAAAAUCCCAGGGUGAUCGUGUCAGACAACGGUACGCAGUUUACAGCGAAGGAGUUCUAG